GGCGGGCAGCAGCUGGAGGCCGGCAUGCGCGGCAUCCCCAUCACCUGCAACAUGAACGAGCGCAAGUGCGUGGGGGAGGCCUACAGCCUCCUCGGCGAGUACGGGGACCUGCUCUACGGGCCCGAGCAGUUUUCAGAUCACGAGGAGAGGCUGUCUGGAAGCGAGAGGGAGGAGGAUGAGGACGAUGUUGAGGCUGCCCUGAAGAAGGAGGUCGGCCAGAUCCGCGCCUCGAUGGAGCAGAAGCUGCGGCGGUUCCAGUCGGUGGAGAGUGGCGCCAACAACGUGGUCUUCAUCAGAACCCGGGGCAUAGAACCUGAGAACCUGGUGCACCAUAUAUUAAAGGAUAUGCAUGCCACUAAAAAGAAGAAGACGAGAGUCAUUCUGCGUAUGCUGCCCAUUUCUGGAACUUGCAAGGCUUUUAUAGAGGAUAUGAAAAAAUACACGGAAACGUUUUUUGAGCCUUGGUUUAAAGCCCCUAAUAAGGGUACUUUUCAGAUUGUUUACAAAGCUCGUAAUAACAGUCAUAUGAGUAGGGAAGAAGUAAUUAAGGAAUUGGCAGGAAUUGUGGGCAGCCUCAAUCCAGAAAACAAAGUCGAUCUUAAUAACCCACAAUAUACAAUUGUGGUGGAAAUAAUAAAAAACGUCUGUUGCUUGAGUGUGGUGAGAGACUAUGUUCUGUUCAGAAAAUACAAUCUACAGGAGGUGGUGAAGAGCAACAAAGAAGACACACAACAAAACCCAUCAAGUGUGACAGAAGACCAGAACUCAAAGGUAGUAAAACCAGAAACCGAGGAGGAGAAGAGCUCAAAAGAAGUAAAACAAGAGAACAAGAAUCAAGGUGAAACAGAAGCUGAGCCCAAGGGGAAUGAUGCGCUGACAGUGUAGAAAAUGUGGUAGAAGGGAAAGAUAAAUACAAUAGAAACGUAUUAAAAAAAGUUGCCCUACGAGUUCUGACAGGGCAUUUUAAAGAGGAGAGUGGGUUUUGUUUUGAAAUCUCGUUUUUAAAAUCCACAUGUGUAAGAAUUUUAAUGCUCCAUGCAGGUGGAGCUGACAUUACAGCAGAUGUAAGAGUGCUCAAGAGUGCCUCACCUUUCUGGUGAAGCUUGCUGUCAUUCUUCUACGGCUUUGUUCUGCAUUGCCUUUACCUAGCACAAAAAGCACGUGUGUGCAUGCAUAUGUAAAUGUGGCCAUCCUGAUAUAUAUUGACUCUCCUUUGUUAUAUCUG
Nipponia nippon (crested ibis) is the source of this 1225-nucleotide messenger RNA. RefSeq names its product THUMP domain 1 NAT10 acetyltransferase adaptor (gene THUMPD1). Gene Ontology annotation, biological process: tRNA modification. NCBI's taxonomy places the organism in Eukaryota, Metazoa, Chordata, Aves, Pelecaniformes, Threskiornithidae. The record is from RefSeq and is a predicted model, not a curated record. Gene Ontology annotation, molecular function: RNA binding.